CCCCACAAAGCUCUGAGUCCCAUAACUGUCUCUACAAAUUCUCUUGAGUAAUUCCUUUGUUUAAGCAUUUCACAUUUUCCCUUCAAUUUCUGGUACUAUUUUCAUAUCCUUUUACAAAAAUGGAGGCAAUGAAGAUGAAGAUGUUCGUCGUUGCAGUCAUGGUGAUGAUGGUGACCAUCUCCGCCGUGAAGGGCGUCGGUGCCGCUGAUGCUCCGGCACCUGCUCCAGCGUCCGAAGCAGCCAUUUUCGUCCCCACCUUCUUCGCUUCCUUUCUCGCCCUUGCAUUUGCUCUUAUCUUUUGAGCUACUUGUUUGGACUUUAUGAGUAUGUUUUUGGUAAUUACUGUUUGUGGGUGGAUUUGGAGUUCUUGCUUUGCGACUUUUGACGAAUCUUCGUUAAUCUAUUUAUUUAUUUCCAAAUGUUAGUAAUAUGUAUUUCUGGGUAAUAUAAUGGGAAAUUAGGGAAUAACCCAUAAAUAUCUUGACUCUGGUCUGGAGUUUGGUGUUCAACUUUUAUUUAAGCAUUUUCUAUUUUUAUAAUUCCAUUUUUUGCUUUGUUCA
Molecule: messenger RNA, 560 nt
Organism: Nicotiana attenuata
Lineage: Eukaryota; Viridiplantae; Streptophyta; Magnoliopsida; Solanales; Solanaceae
Product: arabinogalactan peptide 13-like
Exons: 1
Coding region: 120-302 (60 amino acids)
Source: RefSeq, a predicted model, not a curated record